This is a messenger RNA of Rhodamnia argentea, 1845 nucleotides long. Its product is annotated as zinc finger CCCH domain-containing protein 48-like. The coding region runs from base 313 to 1581 and encodes 422 amino acids. Gene Ontology annotation, molecular function: metal ion binding; protein binding. The record is from RefSeq and is a predicted model, not a curated record. The transcript is spliced from 9 exons. Lineage: Eukaryota; Viridiplantae; Streptophyta; Magnoliopsida; Myrtales; Myrtaceae.
CCUUGUUCGUUUAUGUUUGAUUUAGAUUAAGGUAAGAGUGGGAAAAAAGUCGAGACUUGCCAAUCCCUUUUUCACCUGGGGCAGGAAAGAUUUGUGCACAUGUUCUUGUUUUUGAUAGUGUCUCCGGCGAGAGGAAGUGGAAGCAAGAAUUUUCGCAGUCUUAUAGCUGGCUUCCUUGAUCGGGCUCAUUCCCAUCUCUUUCUCGUCGCGCGGCACCGCUUCGAUUGAUCGCUCGAUAGAACAGAGGCGGAGACAUCAAUUGCUAAGAGAUUUGAUUCGUAGCUUCAUCGUCUCUGACUGAAGGCUGUCGUUAUGGAUAUGGACGGAAAUAAGCGUGUGUUUCAUCGGCUUGGCGUACCCUCGACAGCCUCAGUCUCUUCGAGGCAGCAGCAGCAGGUGUGUUACCACUGGAAAGCAGGCAAGUGCAAUAGGCAUCCCUGCCCCUACCUCCACAGAGAAUUACCCACUCCAACGCAGCAAUCGAGCAAUGGGGCUGCUCCGAAGCGGUUUGCGGAGGAUUCCGGGUCUCAGUUCUUGCGGAGAGGCCCCAAGUUCACGGGCGGGUCCAAUACAUGGGGUCGGGUUCAUGGUGGCAAUGCCGUGCCGAAGAAGAUGGAGAAAUUGUGUAAUCACUGGGUCCAAGGGAGUUGUAAGUUUGCGGAUAAGUGUAGGUACUUGCAUUCUUGGAGUUUGGGUGAUUGUUUCGACAUGUUGUCCCAACUUGAAGGGCACCAGAAGGUUGUGACUGGGAUUGCUUUUCCAUCCGGCUCUAGUAAUCUUUACACCGGGAGCAAGGAUGAGACUCUAAGAGUCUGGGAUUGUCAGUCUGGCCAGUGUGCAGGUGUGGCCAAUCUUGGUGGUGAAAUUGGUUGUAUGAUAAGUGAAGGUCCAUGGGUGUUUGUUGGUUUACCAAAUCUCGUAAAGGCGUACAACACACAAAGUAAUGCGGACCUUAGUCUCAACGGUCCUGUUGGACAAGUUUAUGCCAUGGUUGUGGGUAAUGGCCUGCUAUUUGCUGGUAUUCAGGAUGGAUCUAUACUUGCAUGGAAGUUCAAUGCAGCUACCAAUUGCUUUGAGCCAGCUGCAUCACUUACAGGCCACACCCUUGGAGUGGUUUCAUUAGUGGUUGGAGCUAAUAGGCUUUACUCUGGUUCCAUGGACAAUUCAAUCAGGGUCUGGAAUCUCGAAACUCUGCAGUGCAUUCAAAUUUUGACAGAUCAUACCUCUGUUGUGAUGUCUGUUCUUUGCUGGGAUCAGUUUCUUUUGUCAUGCUCUUUAGACAAAACAGUAAAGGUUUGGGUUGCCACAGAUAGUGGGAAUUUGGAAGUGACAUACACGCACAAUGAGGAACAUGGUGUGCUUCAUCUAUGCGGAAUGCAUGAUUCAGAAGUCAAGCCAGUCUUGAUGUGCUCUUGCAAUGAUAAUUGCGUCCGCGUAUAUGAUCUCCCAUCAUUUGCUGAGAGGGGCAAGAUUUUUGCGAAAAAUGAGAUCCGAGCAAUUGAAGUCGGUCCUCCGGGGUUGUUCUUCACUGGUGAUGGAACUGGUCAAGUAAGAGUCUGGAAAUGGAGGGACUCACCUUGACAGCAUUAAUUUGUCCUCGUGACAAUCUGUAAUAUUCAUAAUUUUGCUUUUUCCCGGCCACUGGAAUAAUAUGUAUGCCUGCAAAAGGAAUUAGAAGAUGAGAAUGGUGGUUUUGUUUUCUCUGUGAUAGAUAGAAUCUCGAUUACUGUACUUAGCCAAAUGUCUAUCAGAAUUAUCAGGCUUCGUUUUACUUCUGAUGAACCUGAGAAGCACCUGGAUACAUUAAUCUGAAAAUUUUAACAGGGUUGAAUUUUUCUGAGUCAA